UAAUUCUUGUAUGUUCGACCGAAAUGGCCACAACUUUUCACACUUAUGACCCAGCUUCACGGUCGCAGCAGUCACAGCCAAAAGCUUGCGAGGCAUGCUACUCCCGGAAGGUCAAAUGUGACCAGACUGGCAUCGAACCUUGCCGCAACUGUCUGACACACGGUGUGGAGUGCCGCUCAAGGAAUCGAAAACGCAAAGCAGCAGACCACCCUGGACCAAACAGGCCAUCGCCUGCCCAGCAACCUGAGCCACAACGACAGGAGCAAACUCAGAAGCAGAAGCAGCGCAACGGCAAUACCACAAGUGGUCGAAGCAAUCAACCCGUACCGAUUCCACGAGGCCCUUCCCAGCAUCUGGAUGACAAUAAGGACGUCUCUGCCCCUUUGCUGUUCAUCGGUCGCCAGAAUUCGCUGGCCAGCAGCCCAGGAACAACCGCGAAUGCCCAGCGGUCCUCCCACGAUGAGUUUCAUAAUGCUAGCUAUAUGUCCCGAUCUGCCAUCUUAGGCGAUGACUUCCCCAAUAUUGAUCACUCCAACGAAGAUCAGCCAGUCCGCCAGCACAAACUAUCAGCCACAGAGUUACAAGUCCUGCAUUUGUACCAUGCUUUCGACCUCCCAGAGCUCCCUCUUCGCCAAAGCCUGUUGGAAGCAUUUGAUGACAAAGCAUGGCCGUGGAUGCCAAUAGUCGAUGUCAAAUCACUAGGAUCAUCAUCAUCUGAUGGCGAGGGUUCGCUCCUCCUAUUGCAGGCUGUCCUGCUAGUGGGAUCGCUUAUGCGCCCAGAGACCGUCAAUAAGGCGACACAAGACGCUUACUACCAGCGCGUGAAGGCGUUAAUCAACACUGGUUACGAGAGAAACCCACUGAACAUCAUAGCAUCAAUGUGCCUAAUGCAGUUCUACACUCCAGCCGCGCCACGAGACAUCUCCACUGAUACGGCUCGUUAUUGGGAAAGCUGUGCCCUCGGCAUUGCACAGCAGAUCGGUCUCCAGCGGCAGCCUGAUACAAAUAAGGAAGAUUUUGGCCUCCGACGACGAAUCUGGUGGACUUUGUUCAUUAGGGAUAGUUUGAUGGCUACGGCCCACGGACGUCCCCGUAUGCUCAACCUGGCAGAUAGCACCAUGGAACAACCAUCGGUCAAUGAUUUCGACGAUCCUACUGAUGUUCGCGCCUACAUUUUUGUGGCGUACCAGGAGAUUACGUGUCUCCUUUACGACCUCUGCAAUUUUCUGACCAAGGACAAGCAGCCAGCUACGGAACGCAGUCAAAUCUUGCAGAGACUAGUUAACUUUUGCCGAAACCUUCCUGACGCUCUGCGCUUGCAAGAUCCGGACGGCUGGCAGCGGCCCUACGACUUCGAAAUAGCUCAAUUGCAUGCUCCGUUACUGACCACGAUCUUGGUCUUUUAUCGGCCUCGAUCAGUCUUCGCCAUUGCCCCUGAGAAUGCAGCGAGCAUUUCGGCUUCAAACCUGAUGUUCAGAAUUCUACAAGCCAUUCACUUGCGGGAAGAUACACGCUACCUGGCAUCGCCCUUCUCUUUCUAUGGGAUGGUAGCGGCUAUCCCCCACCUAUCCACGUUGCGUGUAGCAGGACUGAGGGCUGAAGCUGACGUCGCCUUGGACUUGAUAGAGGGCUUCCUUGAUAAGCUCGGUAGCGCUCGACCGGCGGCAGCGAACAAUGUACGGAACGUGCGUGCGAUCAGGAAGGCCAUUAAUUCCGACGACCAUGCAGGCUCAAAAACAACCCGGACCCAAGAGGCGAUUCACGAUCAGGCUUCGUUGGCCGCUGCCACCGAAAUGCUCGGCGGACUCUAUGGCACGCCAGCCAUACAGAAUCUGCAAAAUAUCAGCACUAUCCUGAAUACCUCGGUGGAGGCUUCUCUUCCCGACACAGAGCAGACUGAAAUACAGCAAGUGUACCCAACACCAGAUCUGAACGGCAUGGUUAUGGAUGAUCAUCUAGAUAAGCAACCGAUAUUUGACAACGACCCGAUGGCACUGCCUACGAUAGCCGACUUCGGCGAUGGCUUUUCGCCUGUCUUGACGAAUCAUUUCCAGGAGAAUACUUGGAUGCGGAUGUGGGUCGAUGAUUUGGGAUUAUUCCCUGAAUAACCCAGAAAUUUCGACCCCUUAGUUACACUAGACUGAUCUCCCUGAAGCUUUGCAAGUAUCCUAUCUAUGCCCUCUCCGUCCACCACGACCUCAUUACUGCGGUAGUCUGGAUUCACCACUAGCUCUUUGAGAGGGUUGAUCACAUGAGCACGAUAUUACAAGUCUUCGUACACUCCUCCAUUGUGGCGGCCCAAGGCACUAGGUUAGUCAGUUCUGGUUGUUUGUUGUCAAUUGAUUCUCUUACCUGUCAAGGAGAUAGUCAGGCGAAGCAAAUGAAUCCACCAGUCGGACGGCAUGAGGUCGGAUCUGCUGCAUCAACCCAUAGAUUUGGUCUGGCAACCCGUCCAGCAUCUAUGAAGAGACAACACCAGAGCUCUGGAAUUCACGCGCCUCUGCGUCUAUCGUGUACAGCGCGAAGAGCCGGAACAAUGCUCGAAGUACCUCUGUCUCCUGACGCCUCAUCUCGGCUUUAGAAACCGCUUCGUGGAAGUUUUCGACCAGCAUGGAUUGCGAGCAUGCUGCAAUAACGUCAAUACCCGCAAGGACAUGCGAAUCAUACAACUUACCUCGACUCAGCUUGUGUAGCGUGCUCAGCAGGCUGUUCCAUGAGUUUUUCUGUUCUUCCCGAGCCUCAUAAGCUUUCUACGCAAGCCACGAGGCUCGCCAUUGGAACGCUAGGACAAUCUGGUUGCCAUCAUCAAGCUUUGGGAACUUCGGUGGUGACCUCCUGCUCACCGGAAACUCGCCCAGACUCUUGUCUGUCCGACUCUGAGUCGCAGCCUCUGCAUUCAAGGAGACUGAGGUGGGUUUGACCGUUAUCUAAGUACUUGACGGUGAAUGCGUCUGUCUGCUG
Messenger RNA from Exophiala oligosperma, 2961 nucleotides. RefSeq lists its product as uncharacterized. Gene Ontology annotation, molecular function: DNA-binding transcription factor activity, RNA polymerase II-specific; DNA binding; zinc ion binding. The coding region runs from base 24 to 2108 and encodes 694 amino acids. The record is from RefSeq and is a predicted model, not a curated record. Gene Ontology annotation, biological process: DNA-templated transcription; regulation of DNA-templated transcription. NCBI's taxonomy places the organism in Eukaryota, Fungi, Ascomycota, Eurotiomycetes, Chaetothyriales, Herpotrichiellaceae. The transcript has a single exon.